AACGCAACAACGAAAAAUGGGAGUUCCUUUCUGGCCAGACACCUGCUCCUCCACCACCGCCACCGCCAUCGCUGACUCCAUCUCCGAUACCAAACCUAUUGUUUCCGACACCAGUAGCGCCUCCAAUACUCCUUGCAGUGCAGCCUCAUCUUCAACCACGAGCGACGCCUCCAGCACCAUUGUUAGCCUCCAGAGCGGCCUUUCCCUCCAAACUCUUCCCUCUGUCCCUUCCCUUCAAAAGUUUAUUCCCGAAACUCUAAACGCUUCCACCUCUUUUAUCUGUACAAGUUCUCUUCAGCCGCCGAAUAAGCUCCCAGUCACUUGCCUCGCCGUCCACGGCAACCUCCUAUACUCUGCUUCCUCUCAUGAAAUCAAUGUCUAUGAUCGAACCAGCUUCUCUCAUCUCCAUGCGUUUAAUGACGACGAGUCCUCUUCCGGUUCUGUGAAGUCCGUCUCCUUCAGUGACGGAAAAAUCUUCACUGCUCAUCAGGACUGUAAGAUAUGCGUUUGGAAACUGACGACAACCAAAGAGCAUAAGUUGGUAACCGUUCUUCCCACGGUUAACGAUCGUUUACGUCGUUUUAUUUUCCCGAAGAACUAUGUGAAACACCGGCGUCACAAGAAGCUGCUCUGGAUCGAACACGCCGAUGCAGUUACUGGUCUCGCAGUUAACAAUGGCUUGAUCUAUUCGGUUUCUUGGGACAGGUACUUGAAGAUAUGGCGGGCAUCUGACCUCCGGUGUUUGGAAUCCAUCAAAGCACACGAGGACGCAGUUAAUGCCGUCGCUGUUUCCGGUGACGGAACCGUUUACACCGGGUCAGGAGAUUAUAAAAUCCGUGUAUGGGCCAAACCAGUUAACGAGAAGCGGCAUGUGCUCAUAGCGACCCUAGAGAAGCAUAAGUCGGUAGUAAAUGCUUUAGCCCUGAGCGAUGACGGUUCGGUGUUGUUUUCAGGAGCACGUGAUCGUUCCAUUUUGGUAUGGGAGAGAGAAGAUAGCGCCAAUUACAUGGCAGUCACCGGAGCGUUGAGAGGGCAUAGCAAGGCCAUUCUAAGUUUAAUCAAUGUCUCCGAUUUGCUAUUGAGUGGGUCAGCUGAUCGGACGAUAAGGAUUUGGCGACGGUGUCAGGAUGAGAAGUACUGUUGUUUGGCGGUUUUGGAGGGGCACAGGUAUCCGGUGAAGUCAUUAGCCGCUACAUGGGAAGGAGAAACUAACGACAUCGUUUCAAUCUACAGCGGCAGUUUAGACGGAGAAAUUAAAGCGUGGCAAGUCUCGAUUUCAAGAUCUGCUGAAUUAAAUAAUAAUAAUAAAAAAAUAUAAAUUUGUGAAAUAA
Manihot esculenta (cassava) is the source of this 1331-nucleotide messenger RNA. RefSeq names its product protein JINGUBANG. The coding region runs from base 17 to 1318 and encodes 433 amino acids. Lineage: Eukaryota; Viridiplantae; Streptophyta; Magnoliopsida; Malpighiales; Euphorbiaceae. The record is from RefSeq and is a predicted model, not a curated record. The transcript has a single exon. Gene Ontology annotation, molecular function: protein binding.